AUGUAUGAAUCACCCGUACAAGUCAACCAGGAGACUGUAGAUGCAAUGCUACAAAAACUUGUUCAGUUGAAUAUGUUGGAGGAAGGACUUAUGAAUCACCCAGUUGUGGGAUUUGGAGAAUCUGGUCGCAAAGCAAGUGAAAUGAGGAUUCUAUUGGCAAGAAUUGAAGAAUCUGAGUCAUUUGCACCUUCUGUGGGUGAACUUCAACGCAUAGAAUGUUUGAGAUCUCUAAGGGAGAUUUCCAUUGCACUUGCAGAGAGGCCAACUCGUGGUGACUUAACUGGUGAAGUAUGUCAUUGGGCAGAUGGGUAUCGUUUGAAUGUCAGAUUAUAUGAGAAACUUCUUUCCAGCAUUUUUGAUGUUCUAGAUGAGGGGAAACUAACUGAGGAAGUGGAAGAAAUACUUGAACUUCUAAAGUCAACGUGGCGUAUCUUGGGAAUAACAGAGACUAUUCAUCACACCUGUUAUGCAUGGGUGCUAUUCCGCCAGAGAACAACUUGGUUGGGAAUAUUUUACAUGUGCAUACCUACAGGAAUUGCCCUUGGUUAUGUUUAUGGUGGAUGGGUAAAUUUGGCAAGAGAACAGGUUGGUUUAUGA
Messenger RNA from Lactuca saligna, 597 nucleotides. The record is from the annotation of a GenBank genome assembly. NCBI's taxonomy places the organism in Eukaryota, Viridiplantae, Streptophyta, Magnoliopsida, Asterales, Asteraceae.